CCCCCAGCUUCAUCUCCAUCCCAAGUUCACUCUCCCCACAGGUGCAUCCCCACCCCAGGUUCACCCUCCCUGCAAGUUUGUCCCCAUAAGAGGUUUGCCCUCCCUUCAGGUUUAUCCCUGCCACAGGUUCACCUUCCCCAUGGGUUCACCACUGCCAGAGAUUUAUCAGUGCACAGGUUCACUAUCCCCAUGGGUUUGUCCCUGCCACAGGUUCGCCCUCCCCACGGGUUUGUCCCUGCAACAAGUUCGCCCUUCACACAGGCUUCCCCUCUCCACGGGUUUAUUCCCACCACAAGUUCACCCUCUCCAUAGGUUCAGCCCCACCACAGGCUUGCCCCAUGUCAGCUGCUGGCAAGCACUGGUGCAGCGCUCCGGCAGCCUGGCUCCUGUCUGCAGGCCCUUCGCCCUGAUCCCCAUGGUAGUGUUGGAGGAUGGCAAGAUCAACGCCCUGCUCUCCUAGAUGAGAUGGGCCCGGUGAUGGCGAUACCCCAACGAGUGUAGCAGCCCUCCGUGUAACCACCCCAGAAGAUGGAUGAGGAAAGAUCAUGGUCUGUUGACACGCCGAACCAUAUUCAUUUUUCAGAGUCCUUGCCAAGGAUGCACAGGUGAUUUGAAGACGUUUUGGACACAACUGGGAGGCAGAAGAGUAGACAACAUAUUCGAGCAGUUGCAAAAUGUGCUGCUGUUGCUAAAGCAAAAGAUAAAGAAUGGAACUGCCACAAACCAAGAAUGCUGUCAGGCUUGGACAAUGGUGAAUGAAGCUAAUCUCGGUGAUCUCUUAACUCUGACAAAUGUGAGUGAUGUGCCUGACAGAGAUGACUUACAGGUAACAGAAUCCAAAUUACAGCAUCUUCUUACAGAUGACAAUACUGCAAACUCUGUAGAAGAUUCUCACAGCAAAGAGAAGGAGAUGGAAAAAACAGGUUCUGGGAGUAAAGAAGUAUCUAGUAAAAUUCAAGAUCUACCUUUAAACCUGCAGUAUCAGAACCACAAGUGCUCUAGUGCGUGUCUUGCCAACAGACCAAUGAACUCCUAUAAGGGUGAAAAUCCUCUCAAGAUACCAAUCUUGUUUCACUUCCAAAGACGCCAUGCAAAAGCAAACUGCCUUUCAAAAUCCCUGGAUGUGAAUUAUAAAGCUCCUUGUGGCCGAAGUCUGAGGAACUUUCAAGAUGUACAAAACUAUUUGUUUGAAACAGAGUGUAAUUUCUUAUUUGUUGAUUACUUCUCCUUCAACACGUAUGUACUGUUGGGCAGGAACACGGUAAAUCCCAAACCCCUCGUGUUUGAUUUUGAUAUUAGCCAUGGAGCUGAAUCUGUGCCCGUUUCCUUCUGUAAUCAUCUUGACCAUGCAAGAUUACCUUAUUUCAAAUACCGGAGGGCAUCGUGGCCACGUGGAUAUUACCUUAACAAUUUCUCCAGCGUGUUUGUUGAUUCGUGUGACUGCACGGAUGGCUGCAUUGAUAGGUCAAAGUGUGCAUGCCUGCAGCUAACUGUAAGAGGUUGUAGUAAAAUUUCUCUAUCUCCAAAUAGUAAAACGUCUCAUGGAUAUAGUUACAAAAGGCUGGAGGGACCUGUUCCUAGUGGAGUUUAUGAGUGUAGUGUGUUGUGCAGGUGUGACAAGAUGAUGUGUCAGAACAGAGUUGUACAGCAUGGGAUUCAAGUCAGGUUGCAAGUGUUCAACACAGAAAAAAAAGGCUGGGGUGUCCGCUGCCUUGAUGAUAUCGACAAGGGGACAUUUGUUUGUACUUACUCAGGCAGAUUAAUGAGCAGAGCCGAAGCUCAAGCACUGGGAGAUGCUGAUCAAGGGCUGAAAGAGAAGGGUGCAGUGAAUGACAGAGACUGUGACUUUUCUUCUAAAAAAAGAAAGCGUGACAGUAAUAGUUCAGACUGCGUGAUUGAACUGGUGCAGACUGGCAAAAAUGAUGUUAUUGAGAAGCAGGACAAUGAAAGUAAAUCAAUCCUGUUUCAUCCAAGGAAUUUAAGUAUGGCAACUAUGAGAAGGCUUGGAACUAGAAUAGCUACUUUAAAUAAUCACCAGCAAAAAAAGGAAAUUGAUACACUGGUUCUCAGUGCCACCUCAGAUGAAGAUAAUAUUUCUCAUAUUCAUCAGUCAAGCAAAACAAAACUAACCAGUGGAACAAAGAAAGGAGAAGAAAAAUCCACUCAGCAGCAGAAUGAAGAACAUCUGAUGGAAAUUGGACAGACUGAGGCUGCUGAUGAGAACAGUGCAGAAUGCAAAAGAAAGAGUCUGUCUGUGCAGGGUGCUGAUUAUGGCAAGUCAGGGGUGCUGGAUGACACAUGUGUUUUGAGGGCAUCCAAAAAUGUACCAGUAAAAGCUGACUGCAGAGAGGAAAAUCACAGGCAGUUGAAACAGAACUGUGAGGAGGAUGAUGGUGACAGGCCACUUCUGAAGAAUGCUGAUGAAGAAAAUAUUUAUGUACUAGAUGCCACAAAAGAAGGAAAUGUGGGUCGUUUUCUCAACCACAGCUGCUGCCCAAAUCUCUUUGCACAGAGCGUGUUUGUAGAGACUCACAACAGAAGUUUCCCAUGGGUGGCGUUCUUCACAAACAGGCAUGUGAAAGCUGGAACCGAACUCACAUGGAAUUAUGGUUAUGAAGCUGGAAGCAUGCCAGAGACAGAGAUUUCCUGUCAGUGUGGAGUUCAGAAGUGCAAGAAAAAAAUCUUAUAGUCAAAACUUUCCUACUGUCAACACAUAAUGUAACUGGAGAUUUAUACACUGGAAUGGACUACUACACAGUUACAGUGCACAGUACACUAAAGACUUUGGUGCUAAUUACAUUCAACUCAAAUGCCUUUCACCUGGUGGUGUUCUAAGUUUCCAAUUAAAUGUCAUUUUUGUAGUUUACAGAAUUAGAACUGUUUGUCAUAAGAAGAGCCAUCAAACUUUUAUCAAACCUAGAUAAUUUUGUGCUCCUAGUCUUCCCUCCCCAUGUCUUUCCAUUCACAGACAAAGUUCACAGUGCACUGGAAGAACUUCGGCUUCUAUGCCACCUGCAGCAAAGAUGUGACUGAUGCAUAGCAAUGCCAAGUUAGCAAAACUCAGUUUUCUGAAACUCGUAUGAAUGCAAGUCUGCCUAUUUGAGGACUGAAUUAUUAAAAUACACUUAAGCCUGAUGGAUCCAGCGGAACAGAUAGUCUUGAAUAGUGAUGAGAUUAAUCAGAACAGUGUGCAGAGCUGCGUUCGUGCUACAAAGCGAGCUGGGCAAGUCCUGCUGCUGCAGGAGAGAAAUGACUGGGUUUUGUUGGAUUGCAUCCCUCUGCAUCGUGGCACACACAAAUCCUUGAGAAAUCUGGUGUGCCUCAUUUCAGUGUCCUGUUCUGUAAUGUGGGACAGGCAUUCUGCAGAAAGUCCUUGCUGUGUAGUUUGUUGGUAAUAAACAAGCGUCAUUAGGUGACACCGAGUGUAGAUGCAGGAGGUGACCGAAAUGGAGCAAGAGAUGGGUGUGCAGGUGUGUGGCUUCUGAAUGUGUUGGAGCCUGGUGCAAAGAAGGUGGUGUCACAGCCAAGCAAUUUAGACCACUUGAAGAACUACCGCCAAUGGUAUCAGCAAAAGUGGUUUUAUUGAAAUAAGAUAUAAAAGUGGGACUUAACAAAUUUCAAUGGCGAGGUUCACUGUUACUUACUGCAGAGUAUAUAACAAUGAUUCAAAGUUACCAACGCAAAAUCAAACUUAACCAACACAAAGUUUUAGUGCACUGUAAAACAGGUUUAUGUGCAGUUUCAGUCACUUGCCAACUAUUUGCUGUUGGUAAGAGGUCUCGCAGCCUUAAGGAGUAACCUUGAGAGGCGUCCCAUCUCAAGGGAAGAUCAGUCCCACACAGCCAGCUGCUUAAGACAGAGAUUUCAAAGAAGGCUCACUCAGGCUGUCAUAUCUAUGGAAUAAAAUGGUUGGCUCGGAGUCGAAUGACGUGCAAUGGAAGAGGCAAGCAUGAGACUCCUGGUACAUACAACUUUGUUCCUUGAUCAGUAAAUCUUGGAAGAACUACCUCUAUUCAUGCGUUGAUUGCGUGGUCAGUGUUUCAGUGUCCACACCAACACUCACCAUGUCAACCUCUUCCUGUGACUUUUCAGAGAAGGUUGUAUCUAGAGAACUUUUUGGCCAGUUAUGGCCUAGGCCUUUGCUUCCUUUGGAAACUGAACUGAACUACCAUGAGUGUGGUCAAGGACUCAAGCUCAUCCAACACAGAUGGAUUUAAAGCUGGCCCUGCAGUUCACCUUACCUUCAUUUCCUGAAUUUGUGCGAGACCAUGCAUGGUGGAUCAUGAAGAAUUGUUUGUUGGUAUUUACUCAGCCAUUUGCUGCAGAAAACAGACCUGGUGUUUCAAAAGCUAAAGCACUGUGUGGUUGACAAGUAUCCGAGAGCCUGCUG
Messenger RNA from Cuculus canorus (common cuckoo), 4390 nucleotides. It is a transcript of the gene SETDB2, whose product is annotated as SET domain bifurcated histone lysine methyltransferase 2. The transcript is spliced from 14 exons. The record is from RefSeq and is a predicted model, not a curated record. The coding region runs from base 533 to 2689 and encodes 718 amino acids. Gene Ontology annotation, biological process: heterochromatin organization; negative regulation of gene expression. Gene Ontology annotation, molecular function: zinc ion binding; DNA binding; histone H3K9 methyltransferase activity. Lineage: Eukaryota; Metazoa; Chordata; Aves; Cuculiformes; Cuculidae. Gene Ontology annotation, cellular component: nucleus.